AUGGGGGGGUGUCCCUUGCACAGACAGCAUGAGGAUCCAUCCCACAACCAGAGCCUGUGUGAGGUCGAGAAGGUGAAGAGGUCGUGGUUGACUUUGGAUCCCCUGAACCAGUGCACCUGCAUCAUAAUGACCACUAAGUCGUGCUCCCUGGGCGUUCUGGGAGGGAAGCAGUCGCUGCUGUCCCGUUCGUCCUGUCAGCGGCUGGUCAGUAAAGAUGGCCGCUGCUCGCUGGGGUCUGGGCCCCUGGGACAAGGAAGCUGGCUCCUGGCUCUGCAGGACAUGUGGGGGCUCAUGUUGGGGCUGCGCUGGAGGUGGGUGGUGCUGGCAUUCUGCCUGUCCUUCCUGUGCCACUGGCUGCUGUUCGCCUGCCUCUGGUACCUCCUGGCUCAUUUCAAUGGAGACCUGGACGUCCCAGACCAUGAGGCCCCUCCAGAGGGACAUGUGGUGUGUGUGAAGUACAUCACUAGUUUCACUGCUGCUUUCUCCUUCUCUCUGGAGACGCAGCUGACCAUAGGAUACGGCACCAUGUACCCCAGCGGAGACUGCCCCAGCGCCAUCGCUCUGUUGGCGGUGCAGAUGCUGCUGGGGCUGAUGCUGGAGGCCUUCAUCACAGGUGCAUUCGUCGCCAAAAUUGCUCGCCCUCAGAAGCGAGCAAAUGCAAUCCAGUUCAGUCCUGAGGCGGUGGUGGGACAGCAUCAAGGCCAGACCUGCCUCAUGAUCCGAGCCACCAACCUGCUCCAGCGCCCUCUGGUGGACGUGAAGCUCAGUGCCGUGCUGUACCAGGACUGUGAGGGCCAGGCUUUGCACCAGACCUCUGUGGACUUCUACAUGGACCAGCUCGGCUCCCAGCCCUGCCCCCUGUUCCUCUUCCCCCUCACAUGGUUCCACCCCCUGGAGCGCCGGAGCCCUCUGUUCCCGGUGCUCUGUGAGAGGUCCACCGCGCACUUCGAGCUGGUGGUGUUUCUGUGGGCGCAGGAGGCCAGUGGGGACAGCUGCCAGAAGAGGACGUCCUAUCUGCGGCAGGAGGUGCAGUUUGACCGGAGGUUUGUGCCAGCGCUGGGCCUGGACGCUCACGGACGCUUCAAAGUCAGCGCUCAGCAUUUCAGCACCGCACACUCCAAAGCCCUGGACAAGGACUGUGUGGUGCAGAUCAACGGGGAUGGGAACGAGCGGACAGAGUAG
Messenger RNA from Knipowitschia caucasica, 1182 nucleotides. The record is from the annotation of a GenBank genome assembly. Lineage: Eukaryota; Metazoa; Chordata; Actinopteri; Gobiiformes; Gobiidae.